Molecule: messenger RNA, 1278 nt
Organism: Neoarthrinium moseri
Lineage: Eukaryota; Fungi; Ascomycota; Sordariomycetes; Amphisphaeriales; Apiosporaceae
Exons: 2
Coding region: 1-1278 (425 amino acids)
Source: RefSeq, a predicted model, not a curated record
AUGGAUAUCACAAGCGAGUGCAGCGCUCCGAACGAUCUACUGGCAGGCCAUUCAGAUAAUGACGACGAGUUUCGCACAUCGCAAACAAUCACAUCUGAUCCAAGCCGUCAAAGUUCGUGGAUUGUUCCACGCGGAAGAGAGCGCACCGAAAUUCCAGAACGGUCGACCAUUCGGGACCAAGACGAUGCCCGUUGGCGCGAGGUAGUUGACAUGUUUGGGCACUUGUCAAAAGACACGGCAAACAUCCAAUCAAUCUUGCAAGAGCUGCACAAGGGAAUGGAUGGGCAAUUAGCCUCCAAACCAGAUAUAUUGAGGACUCAGAAUGAGCUAGAAGAGGCCAAAUCAAGCUUGGAAGAAGUUCACAAGAAGUGGAAGAAGACGGCUUUGGAGCUGAACCAGUUACGGUCCCAAGGUACAAGGCCGUACCAGCUUCUCGACGCAGACCUCGAAAGGUCGGUGCAAGGGCUUAGAUACGAGAUCAGAAACAUUUCCUGUUCUUUUCAGUUUUCUGCAUUCAGGCUGCCUGAACACUUUUUGCAGCCUCAAAGCAACGGCCUGGAAAAGUGUAUGGUUGAGGCUAUGGAACAAUUCUAUGCAAAUCAUGGCAAUCGCAUAUCGGAGAACAUGGGGCCCGCCAUCGUCCAGUCCUUCCUCUGGAGGAUACUAGUUUCCGAAGUAUCCGAGCGAUUCCGCUGGGCCCCGGAACUGCAAUCUUCUAUUACCGAUGUUUACAAUUUUUUACAACCAGAUUAUGUUUAUCACUCUGAGCGAGGAAUACCAUCGGGAACAGAAGCUCAGCGAAAGUUUCAGGUUUGGAAGGCUGAUACCUCAGCUCUCAUUCUAGAGUCUAUGAACAAUGAAGACAGGGACAAAUGUCUGCAACAGGUGGAUACCUUUACUCGUGACCUUUCAACACAGAUCCUCGAUAUCCUACAGCCAUUUGCGCUGGGUUCAGACAAGAUAUCGGAUCAACUCGGGCUUAUUAUCAAUGAUUUCAUCAGUCUUGACAAGGAGAUCUGCAGACAAGUCACACGCGUCGACUGGCUUUUCCAUUCUUUGCAGCAUCCGUUACAAUUCAACCCAGAAAUAAUGACAGCAAUAGGAGCAGAGAUUGCACCACAAUCAGGGCAGCAUAUUGAUUUGAUCGUGGCACCUGGCUUGAAGAAGCGAGGUAGACAUACGGGCGAAGAUUUUGGGUCUGAGCACCUCCUAUUGAAGAUGGAUGUCAUCUGCAUUCCCUCUUCAAGGGGACGAGUUAGCAAGCGACAGUGUUUCUAG